Molecule: messenger RNA, 1394 nt
Organism: Trichoplusia ni (cabbage looper)
Lineage: Eukaryota; Metazoa; Arthropoda; Insecta; Lepidoptera; Noctuidae
Product: chymase-like
Exons: 1
Coding region: 43-801 (252 amino acids)
Biological process (GO): proteolysis
Molecular function (GO): serine-type endopeptidase activity
Source: RefSeq, a predicted model, not a curated record
UGCAUAAAUAUUUUAUGCACUGCAUACCUAAAAGCGAGUGCAAUGUAUCAUUUCGUUAUAAUAUUAUGCUUUAUCAAAAUGUCGGAAACUGCGUCGGAAUCAAAUAACCUCCGCAUUAUCGGCGGACACGAUAUAACGGAAGGGGAAUAUCCAUUCGUAGUUAUACUUCUUCUGAAGAUACUAACUUUUUAUUUCAGACUUUGCACAGCUUCAAUAAUAACUCACAAAUUCAUACUCUCAGCCGCUCACUGCUUUGAAACUGCUCAAGCGAAAAAUAUCUUCAUAUGGCGCGGUAACUUCACAUCAGAGCCGGUAAGAAGCGAGCUAGUUGGAGUUCGUAAACUGAUUAUUCAUCCGCGAUACUUUCUAUCGAGGGAUCGUGGUUUAAGGACGCGUAACGACAUAUGCCUGUUGCACGUUGAGGAGAUGUCGGGGGUUGACUACGGGAGACUGUUGGCCGUCGACCACUUGACAAUGAUCGGGCUACCAGUGAAGUACAUCGGUGGGGGAACCACGAGCAAGCCCGUGGGAGACAGUCUGAGACCUCUGCAAGUGGGAGAGGGCGCUAUCAAGCCGUGCGGCAAAGAAGAUGGGAAGCAGAUACAAUCGAUUUGUGUGAUGCCGAAAUGUUCCACGGUGGAACAUUCCCCCUGGCGUGGGGACUCUGGUGGUCCACUCGUGUUUGAAGGUAAAAUCGUGGGCGUAGCCUCGUACACGCGGAGAUAUCUGCCAAGAUCUGUGUUCACUGCCGUCAGCUCCUACUUAGAUUGGAUAAACGGUGAAUUGCGAAAAGUUGAAUGAGGAACAGAAGGAAAAAGUUUAAAGAUUGUAAUUGUUGUAUGCUGUAAGGAAGCAUAGAUAAAAGUCUUACUUGCAAUGUAUGGAAAAACAGAUAAUACGGAACCCCAUUACCGAGAAUCCGCUAUCAGUCCAACCGUCACCAGGCUGCAUCUAAUAAACCGUAAUAGCAAGACAGAUGAAAUUUUCUCAGAUCAAAUAUUAAUGCUGCUACUAUAUAAAUAAAUACUAAAAAUAAAAAUCGCAAUAAAAGCAAUGGCUAAAACUUGAUAUUAAUUUGAGGAUUCAUUUAUUUUUCAUCCAACCGCCUAGCUUAUAUUAGCGGAGAACAAUGUGUCGCAAGUUAGACUCACACUGAAGCGGUUUAUAAGCGUCACUUCACACAUCUCACCAAAACGUCGUCCCUGUAUACGUCUGUUAUUGUCUGACAUUAAUUAAAUGCUUUUGUUUCAUUUAUAUACAUACCUCUUCCAUCGGAUCAGGUACUCCGUCCUGUACCACCGGCACUAGUCCAAUACUUCUGCUAAUCCCACGGGAGUAUUUAAUGAGAUCGAAAUAAUAAUCCUACUAAUAUUAUAAACGCGAAAGUUUGUGUG